ACUGCAGGUAAUAACACAUGGAGAAUGUUCACUUACAAAGAAUUACAUGCGGCAACUAAUGGAUUUAGUGAGGAUAACAAGCUUGGUAAGGAAGGGUUUGGCAGUGUUUACUGGGGUAGAACAAAUGAUGGUCUUCAGAUAGCUGUGAAGACAUUGAAAGCAAUUAACUCAAAAGCAGAGAUGGAAUUUGCAGUGGAAGUGGAAGUGGAAGUGGAAGUUCUUGGAAGGGUUAGGCAUAAGAAUCUGUUGGGACUUAGGGGGUACUGUGCAGGGACAGAUCAGAGGCUCAUAGUCUACGAUUUCAUGCCAAAUCUGAGCUUGCUGUCUCAUUUGCACGGUCAAUUUGCUGGCGAGGUUCAGUUGGAUUGGAAAAGAAGAAUGAAGAUUGCAAUUGGUUCUGCAGAAGGCAUCCUGUACUUGCACCAUGAGGUAACGCCCCACAUCAUUCAUAGAGACAUCAAGGCAAGCAAUGUUCUCUUGGAUUCCGAUUUUGAGCCACUGGUUGCAGAUUUUGGCUUUGCAAAGCUAAUUCCUGAAGGUGUAACCAACAUGGCAACCCGUGUUAAGAGAACGCUCGGUAAACCAAUAGAAAAGCUCCCCGGAGGUGUGAAGAGGACCAUAACAGAAUGGGCCGAGCCAUUUACUAUCAAAGGGAGGUUCAGGGACCUUGUGGAUCCAAAGCUUCGAGGAAACUUUGAUGAAAAUCAACUAAAGAAAGCCACAAAUGUUGCUGCUCUUUGUGUGCAAAGUGAGCCUGAGAAGCGGCCGAAUAUGAAGGAAGUUGUUAGUGUGCUAAAAGGGUGCGAUCACAGUAAUGGCAAGGAGAUGGAAAUGCGAAUAGUGUUAAGUACAAAGAGGAGUUGAUGGUACUUGACCAAAAAACGGAUGAUGACGGUGUUCCUGAGGAAAGUGGAUUGGGUGUUUUUAGUGCCAUAGAGAUGCAAAAGAAGUAUGAUCCUUAUAAACGAUGUGGAGAUGGGAAAAAGGCAUUGAAUCAUAGGUAACUAACAAAUUUUGUGUUGACUU
Rubroshorea leprosula is the source of this 1026-nucleotide messenger RNA. NCBI's taxonomy places the organism in Eukaryota, Viridiplantae, Streptophyta, Magnoliopsida, Malvales, Dipterocarpaceae. The record is from the annotation of a GenBank genome assembly.